ACAAGGGAAGGCUGCAAUGUCCCUGGAAAGAUAUUGUCUGAUUCUGCUACUAAUUUGGUUCAAAUGACCUUGAAAGGCCAAGGGAUUUCUGUAAGUCCUCCACUUCAUAUAUAAAGAGCUACAAAAAUGAGACUUCAGGACAGCACCUGUGGCCUUCACAAGUAAGAGCUGAGUCAGGAGUGGGGCUGUGAGACUUGCCCUUCUUUGCACCUCAGCAAGAUAUUAGUUCACCUGCAAAUUCAUCUUUAAGGGGAUGAAUAAUCAAUACAUCCGUCGGGAAGUCUUCUGCUGUGAAACGUGUCACGAGCUCAAAAGCUUCUGGGAAAAAGAAAUUAGCAAACAGACUUGUUACCGGGAACUGGAAGAAGAUCGUCAGGGAAGGAGCGCCCUGAAAAAGCUCAGAGAAGAAUGGAAGCAGAGACUGGAGGAAAGACUGAGAAUGCUGGACAGUCCUGGGGAGAAGGAAAAGCAGGGAAACAUUGUGGGCUGACAUCCUCCUGGCUCAUCCACUUCAAAGAUAACAAGUCACCAAAGGCACUUUUCUAAGAGAUAAAACUAGCAACCCCAUUAUGUGAUUUACUAAGCAGGACACUUCCUAUUUGACUUCCCAUUUGUGAAGGAAUUUAUAUGUGAGACUUACUGCCCCCCCCCCAUGCUAAUAAAGGUUAUGGAAGAUAUUGUCCAACUCACUCCUCCCUGCACAGAGAAUAGAAUGACUGCCAGUGGAAUGUGAAGCUCAGGUUAUUUAAUAUUGAAAGCUCUUGGAAUUAAUACUCCCCCAUCUCAAAGGUCUCUGUAGUACAAUUUAUUUCCAUAUUUUCUUCUCAUUUUGAAAUCUGAAUGUUUUACCUAAGCUUACCAAGGGCGGUCAUCAUGAUGGGAAUCUGGCUUCCCUUUGUCUUUUGGGAAAACAGAGUCAUACAGCCUUUUCUUUCUGCCCCCUUUUGUGUCAAGACAAAAAUGCAACCACUUAUAGAAAUAAAGCAAUUGUUGUUGGAACGUUUAAAGAUGUCCCGGAGGUUCCUAAGCCUCUCCUCAUU
Phyllostomus hastatus (greater spear-nosed bat) is the source of this 1040-nucleotide messenger RNA. RefSeq names its product family with sequence similarity 240 member B (gene FAM240B). The coding region runs from base 254 to 490 and encodes 78 amino acids. The record is from RefSeq and is a predicted model, not a curated record. NCBI's taxonomy places the organism in Eukaryota, Metazoa, Chordata, Mammalia, Chiroptera, Phyllostomidae. The transcript has 3 exons.